AUGGCACCUCUGAAACUGCUCACGGUCGUCAGUUCCUCGCUCCUCUUCUUGGCCAAAGCACAGGGAGAGCCCCAAGACACAACACCAACAUAUAGUGUAGCGUUGAGUAGGUUUCCCAGAGACGAAGGAAAGUGCCUCGACGAGGUCAAUGCUGCUCGCGUGGCAGCUGGGCUCAGCGAACUCUCAAAAGCAGAAAAUCCAACACACAGGCUGCCUAAAGAAGGCAGCCCUGAAGAAGAAGAAAGUGAAUGGGCCUGGAAACCAGUGUGCGAAGCCUUGAUUCCAACCAAGACAAAAUCAAAAAGUACUAGAAAUUCUGAUAUAACCGAGUUCCAGAGCGGCACAUACGCAUACCUUCCAAUUGACGAUCCCAAUUCCGUCGACUGCAAGGCCGUUGUGGAUAAGUGGAAGGAAGCCUACACCAACUUUGAUGGAUUGCCUCCGGCUAACAAGAAAGACGAGCCGCUUUACGACAGUCAGGAGAACGUGUCUUUCGUGGCCCUGUACAAUCCUACAGAGAAAGCUACAGCAGAUUGCCGUGUCGUCACCUGCACUAAAAAGACGCCUGCAGCGGCCAGUUUCAAAGCAGCAAGAACCGAUGGGUCAACAACGGAAACGGGCUCCGCUUUGAUUUGCAUGACGGUGCCCGAUGUGCUUCUCGAGGAGGAAGGAAAGGCCCCUUUCACGUGA
This is a messenger RNA of Eimeria mitis, 690 nucleotides long. Its product is annotated as SAG family member. NCBI's taxonomy places the organism in Eukaryota, Apicomplexa, Conoidasida, Eucoccidiorida, Eimeriidae. The transcript has 3 exons. The record is from RefSeq and is a predicted model, not a curated record. The coding region runs from base 1 to 690 and encodes 229 amino acids.